AUGCCAACCAUCAUGAUGCUGGCAUUCGCUCUUGCGGUCGUCAAUUUGUCAAUAGUAUCCGCAGCACCAAGCGUUGUCGAGGCUCUACCAUCUUCGCUUCGAACUUGUUUGAGUAAAACUCGAGCCAGUGUCCUGUACCCCGGCGACCAGAAGUACGAUGCACUGUCCAAAGCGCAAAACUCUAAUUACCACCCGCAUCCAGAAGUUAUCGUGGUACCCGCUUCUGCAAAAGAAGUGGCCGCUGCGGUGCGGUGUGUGGCCGCCGAGAAAGGUAACGUUAAGCUUAGUCCUCGCGGAGGGGGACAUAGUUAUGCUGCCUAUAGCCUGUCGGGGCAGGUGGUCCUCGAUCCCAGCAACAUGAAAACGAUAACCUUUGACGAUGAAAAGAGGCAGGUGACUGUACAAUUCGGUCAGACCUUGGGCCCUUUGGCAAAAGCAUUGGGCCAGAAGGGAUACGCCCUGCCGCAUGGCACCUGCCCUGGAGUUGGCGUGGCAGGACAUUCCCUAGGUGGUGGUUGGGGCUUUCCUUCGCGGAAAUGGGGCUGGCUUGUUGAUCGUAUUGUAUCCCUGGAGUUCGUUGAUAUCGAUGGCAAUAUCAAGUUGCUCAACUCGGGCUCCACCGGACACGACGCCGAACUUUGGUGGGCAGUUCGAGGUGCAGGAGCCAAUAACUUUGGCAUCAUCACUUCAUUCACCUUUGCGAUGGAGAUGGCUCCCACCUCAACCGUGAACUAUGAAUAUCAUUUCACUUCUGAUUCUGACUGUACACAAGUAUUGUUGGAAGUCCAAGACCUCGGGAUGCUGCCCGCCAAUGAUCCCAAAGGCCUUCCCGUUGAGCUGGGAAUGGAAGUGCUCUUCAUAGGCCGCAGUGAAAGGGACGAACGUUCCUGUUACUUGUCUGGCCAGUAUCUGGGUAAAAAGGCCGCCUUUUUACCUGUGAUCAACAAGGUACUGGAUAAACUUGGAAAACGAGGGAUAAAGCCGGUGAACUCUGAGACCAAGAUUAAGGAGUUUAAGGACUGGAUUGCUGCACUCACGGACCUCAUGGGUCCAUUGGAUGGACCGAACGACCCCCUACCUUAUUAUGCGCAGUCUUUGGUGGAUAGCGGAACUCCGAAUUACAAAAAGUCCCAAGUGGAUCGCGUCUUCCAAGCAAUCCAGGUCGCGAAAAGUAUUCAGGGUACAGAAAAUGACGUGUCUUUUGAUUUGCUUGGACCAGGCGCAGAGACCAAUCGUCCACCUUCCACUGGUGAUAUGUCUUAUAUUCAUCGCCGGAGUUUGUUUCUCAUACAGAUCUACUCGGCAUAUUUCCCUGGGUAUAGCGAUCCAGCGGCUCAUGCUGACGCACUCGAUAAGAUAACCAACAUCACCACUGCUAUCAAGCAGGCCAGCCCACAGAGCGAGUGGCUCUCCUAUCAGAACUAUAUCGACCCCUACUUGAAGAAUUUCGGGCAAGAAUACUAUGGAUCAGGUCUUGGGCGCUUGAAGUCGCUUAAGUCUGUCGCAGACCCCCAUAUGAUCUUCGAUUUCUCUCAGGGGUUAGGGCACGCAUGA
Molecule: messenger RNA, 1554 nt
Organism: Aspergillus alliaceus
Lineage: Eukaryota; Fungi; Ascomycota; Eurotiomycetes; Eurotiales; Aspergillaceae
Product: FAD-binding oxidoreductase
Exons: 2
Coding region: 1-1554 (517 amino acids)
Molecular function (GO): oxidoreductase activity; FAD binding
Source: RefSeq, a predicted model, not a curated record